Messenger RNA from Metarhizium album ARSEF 1941, 483 nucleotides. RefSeq lists its product as uncharacterized. NCBI's taxonomy places the organism in Eukaryota, Fungi, Ascomycota, Sordariomycetes, Hypocreales, Clavicipitaceae. The transcript has a single exon. The record is from RefSeq and is a predicted model, not a curated record. The coding region runs from base 1 to 483 and encodes 160 amino acids.
AUGAAGUCUUUCGCCGUUCUCGCUGCCCUCUCCGUCCUGGCUGCUGCUGACCCCCUUGUUCCGCGCACAGCCAUGGAUGUGACUUAUUUUCGCCUUUGGUACUGUCAUGUCCAGUCGCACCACUGUUAUAGAUUGCAGACGGAUUGCGAUCGGAAACACCCCGACGUCCAUGACUGCCUAUAUAACAAGGACCCGAAUUGCGUCGCGGAUAAGGAAUCCUACUGCGGACAGACGGUCCAGAAAUGCUAUGGCGAACAUUACGGGGAGUCGGAGAACUUGGAGAAGCGGACAUGGUCGGACUCGGAAGAAAAGAUGUUCGACUGCCUCGAGAACUUGAACAAUUGCAUCCCAAUCGUAAAAGGAUCCGAAAAGCCCCAGGCGGCCAACAGGCGCAGAUUGCGACGAGGACCAGCCUGCGAAGCCUUCUUGAAGGAGUUACCGAAGCUCGACGAGCCCCGGAACGAGACGAGCCACGGCAUGUAG